GUAAAACCAAGUGUACAAGGACAAUAUCCAAAUCAAAUGAAAAGAUUUUAGAGGUGGAUUACUAGUCAUUCAAUUUCAGCUCAUCAAUUAAGUAACCAUGGCGCCCCUUUCUUCUCUCCAUUCUCACUCUCUUCGUCCUCACAUUUCUUCUCCACCUGAUGUUUUCUUCCCUCACUUUACAAGAUUCAAGAAACCCCACUAUCAAAAUCUUGUCUUUUGCAAGACCCGUCAACAAGACCAAGAUUUAUGCCUAACAGUCGAGGAUCAAUCUUUUAAAGUUCAAAGAAGAGAUCUCUUGUUGAACACUGUAUUUGGCUCGUUGUUUGUGCCUGCAAUGGUUCCACUUGCAUUUGCCGAAGAAGCUAUUCCAGAGGGUUAUCGAAUAUACACGGAUGAUGUGAACAAGUUCAAGAUAACCAUUCCUCAAGAUUGGCUAAUAGGAGGAGGAGAAGGCAACGGAUUCAAGUCUGUUACUGCAUUCUAUCCUUCAGAAGCAGCUAAUUCAAAUGUCAGCCUGGUGAUCACGGGGCUUGGUGCGGACUUUACAAAGUUGGAAUCUUUUGGCAAGGUUGAUGCUUUUGCAGAGAACCUGGUCAGUGGAUUGGACAGAAGCUGGCAGCGACCACCUGGUGUUUCAGCUAAACUCAUCGACAGUAAAUCCACUAAAGGUAUGUACUACUUAGAGUACACACUUACGAAUCCUGGGGAAAGUGAACGACAUUUGUACUCCGUUCUGGGAAUAGCUAACAAUGGAUGGUACAAUAGAUUAUACACUCUCACAGGACAGUACAUGGACAACGAAUCAGAAAAAUAUCGUGCACAGAUUGAAAAGGCAGUUGCAUCAUUCAAAUUAGUCUGAUAAGUAUAGUCAGAAGCAUCAGGCAAAGCAGAUUUACUAGCCAGGGCCUCAAAGUGCUCACAUAUAUCAGCAGCAUUGGCACCAGAAGGGUUUGGUGUAUGCAAGAACAUACUCAAAACUUUCCUUCUUUUUUGUAAUUUUGUAUACGGUAAAGAUAGAGAAUUUUUUUUUUUUUUUUUUUGCAAUGGUCAUACAUAUCCAAUCCAAAAUAAUAUUAUUGUAAUUAGCCAGCAGUUGAAGUAAAGCAACUGAAAGUUGUCAUGUGAUGAUAACAAUAAAUUUGAUAUUUUGAGUUUA
Molecule: messenger RNA, 1156 nt
Organism: Erigeron canadensis
Lineage: Eukaryota; Viridiplantae; Streptophyta; Magnoliopsida; Asterales; Asteraceae
Product: psbP domain-containing protein 3, chloroplastic
Exons: 11
Coding region: 98-859 (253 amino acids)
Biological process (GO): photosynthesis
Cellular component (GO): extrinsic component of membrane; photosystem II; photosystem II oxygen evolving complex
Molecular function (GO): calcium ion binding
Source: RefSeq, a predicted model, not a curated record